Molecule: messenger RNA, 261 nt
Organism: Pestalotiopsis fici W106-1
Lineage: Eukaryota; Fungi; Ascomycota; Sordariomycetes; Amphisphaeriales; Sporocadaceae
Exons: 1
Coding region: 1-261 (86 amino acids)
Source: RefSeq, a predicted model, not a curated record
AUGUCGAUUGUCACAUUACUGACACGAGUCAAUCCGAGUAUAGAUGCAUCCAAGGUCCCACCCUCGCGCUUCCAGCAGCGAAAAGGUUCGAUACUCUCAACGCAGGGCUCGCGCGAUGGCCAUGUGCAGAAGAAUAACGAACGCGACAAGGGCUUCCACGAGACACAUCACAAGCUCUUUGGCAAGGUCAAGGAAAAGGCCAAGGAGGUGACGGGUGCCAGUCACCGCCGUAAGAGCAGUAGUGGAAGCAAGACAGAUUAG